Messenger RNA from Capsella rubella, 758 nucleotides. RefSeq lists its product as uncharacterized. Bases 125 to 628 code for a protein of 167 amino acids. The transcript has a single exon. The record is from RefSeq and is a predicted model, not a curated record. Lineage: Eukaryota; Viridiplantae; Streptophyta; Magnoliopsida; Brassicales; Brassicaceae.
UCACGUCUUCCCCAGAGAAAAUUGUUACCGAGAAAGUGACGGAAAACGAAAUCCAAACGGGAUAAACCUAAAACCCAAAUCACUGUUGUUGCUACGGACUUUCAAAAUUUGGGUUUUCAUUGACAUGACUCUGCUUCCGAUUUCAGUCGUCUCGUUCCUCUUCUUUCUCUGCCUUCAUUCGCCAUUCAUCGCCGCCGCUACAGAUGACGAUUUGCCGACGGCGUACACUCUCCUCCAAAGCUACAAUUUUCCAGUGGGGAUCCUUCCUAAAGGUGUCGUAUCAUAUGAUCUAGAUAAAUCCACUGGCAAAUUUCACGCGUAUUUCAACAACUCGUGCAGUUUCGCUCUUCAAGGAUCGUACCAAUUGGAUUACAAAUCAACAAUCUCUGGCUACAUAUCACAGAACAAGCUCACCAAGCUCACCGGCGUGAAGGUCAAAGUUCUAUUCUUGUGGCUCAACAUCGUCGAGGUUAUCAGGAAUGGUGACGAACUCGAGUUCUCCGUCGGGAUUACAUCGGCGAACUUCGCGAUCGAUGAGUUUUACGAGUCGCCACAGUGUGGAUGUGGGUUUGAUUGUAAAUCGAUUAAGGAGAACUUGGGAAGAAACCCUUUUGUUUCUUCGGUUUAAAGGUUUAGCCUUUUAUUGCAGAAUCUUAACUCUUGCUUGAAGCGUUAUUGUUCUUUCUUCAAUCAUUUAAUUUAUCAAUGGUUUGUGUGUUGCAUCCUACGAAUGUCUAUUAGAUCUUUGGUUCUUAGUG